This is a messenger RNA of Antechinus flavipes (yellow-footed antechinus), 4933 nucleotides long. RefSeq names its product translation initiation factor IF-2-like. The record is from RefSeq and is a predicted model, not a curated record. The coding region runs from base 1281 to 2243 and encodes 320 amino acids. NCBI's taxonomy places the organism in Eukaryota, Metazoa, Chordata, Mammalia, Dasyuromorphia, Dasyuridae. The transcript is spliced from 2 exons.
CUUUCUCUCUUCUGUCUGUCUGUCUCUGUCUCUCUCUCUCUUCUGUCUGUCUCUGUGUAUCUCUUUUCUGUCUGUCUGUCUCUGUGUUUGUCUUUCUCUCUUCUGUCUGUCUCUGUCUCUCUCUCUUCUGUCUCUGUGUGUCUCUCUCUUCUGUCUGUCUGUCUCUGUGUUUGUCUUUCUCUCUUCUGUCUGUCUCUCUUCUGUCUGUCUCUGUGUGUCUCUCUCUUCUGUCUGUCUCUGUCUCUUUUCUGUCUGUCUGUCUCUGUGUGUCUCUCUCUUCUGUCUGUCUCUGUCUCUUUUCUGUCUGUCUCUGUGUGUCUCUCUCUUCUGUCUGUCUCUGUGUCUCUCUAUCUCUCUUUCUGUCUCUGUCUCUCUCUUCUGUCUGUCUCUCCGUGUCUCUUUCAUCUGUCUCUGUGUGUCUCUUUCAUCUCUCUCUCUAUCUCUCUCUUCUGUCUGUCUGUCUCUAUCUCUUUCUCUCUUCUGUCUGCCUCUGUGUGUCUCUCUCUUCUGUCUGUCUGUCUCUGUGUGUCUCUUUCUCUCUUCUGUCUAUCUCUGUGUGUCUCUCUCUUCUGUCUGUCUCUGUGUGUCUCUCUCUUCUGUCUGUCUGUCUCUGUGUGUCUCUGUCUCUCUCUUCUGUCUAUCUCUGUGUGUCUCUCUCUUCUGUCUGUCUUUGUGUCUCUCCUUCUAUCUCUCUGUCUGUAUCUGUGUAUCUCUCUCUUCUGUCUGUCUCUGUGUCUCUCUAUCUCUCUUCUCUCUUCUGUCUGUCUUUGUGUGUCUCUUUCUUUCUUCUGUCUCUCUUCUCUCUGUCUCUAUGUGUCUCUUUUUCUCUUCUGUCUGUCUCUGUGGCUCUCUAUCUCUCUUUCUCUGUCUGUCUCUGUCUCUCUCUCUUCUGUGUCUCUGUGUGUCUUUUUCUCUUCUGUCUGUCUUUGUGUUUCUUUCUUUCUUCUGUCUCUCUUCUCUCUGUCUGUGUGUGUCUCUUUCUGUCUGUCUGUCUCUGUGUCUCUAUCUCUCUUUCUCUGUCCGUCUGUCUCUGUCUGUCACAUCCCCACCCCGACCCCGGCCCAUUUCCCAGAAGCGCACAGCCUCUCAUUCUCCACUUGGCCUUCAUUUUUUGCAGGUGGGAGGUGGGGGGGGGGGGAACCCGGGGCCAGCCCCUCCCUGAGCACCCCACAGGACACCCAGCAGGCCCCAGGCCAGGCUGGAAAUCCGCAUUUCCAUGUGGGGAGAUUAAAAAUAAACAAACACGGCAAGGAACAAAAGCCCAGCUGGGGGUGCAGGGGAUGGGCCGGGCGGGGAGGGGGAGGAGCACCUGCCGCAGGGGCGGCUCUCAGGCUCCCCGACCACUCUGCCUCCGCCCGGGCAGCGGCCCUUCUCCCUUCUCGGGCUCCCCGACGGCCUUUGUUCUCCCGCCAGCAUCUGCAUGCGGAGCAGGCUCCCCCAGAGCCCCGGGAAAUGCAAGUGCGGGAAUGGAGCUCGCGGGGAGAAGAGAGGGAGGGGAAGGAGCGGGAGGGGAGGGGGAAGAAAAGGGGAGGGGAGGAGAGAAAAAGGGUGGGGAGGGGGGAGAGGAGCGGAGGGAGGCCAGGGCAGGGGCCCAGAGCGGCCCCUCUCCCUCCCAAAGCAGGCAGGGGCUUCCGGGCGGUGCGGGCCAGGCCCCAGAGCCGCAGCCCAAGGCCCGGUCCCCAAAGCCCGGGAAGCGCUCUGGCGCUGGCCCGGGGCCUCCGAGGGCGCCCCCCGGGGCCUGCGAGGUCACCCCCUCCCGGCGCCCAGCCGAGCGCGCCAGCAGCCUGCACCCACGUAGCAGAUUAAAAUUAGGCACCCUGGUUAUUAAACUGUCAGGGUGGAGGGGAUGGCGCGGGCGCGGCCGGGAGGAUUCGCCUUCAUUCCGUGCUGCUCCGCGGCCUGUUCCGUCAUCAGCGGCCCUUUACCCACCGCACACACCGUUGCACUGCGCCAGCGGCUCGGUGCCAGGGGAAGGAAGGAGCUGCCCCCGGGCCAGAGCUUGGGGCCUGGGGGGGGGGGCAGAAAGGCGCCCCCCGGCGGCUCCUCUCGCAGGGAGGAAGGAGGCCCCACCAAGGCUCGGGAGCUCGAGGGACCUCGGUCCGGAGGAAUCCUCCCAGGUCGGGGCGGACGUGGUCGGGGGGGAGCGCUUCUGGGGGAGGUCAGACGGGGACACGCACACGCGCGUGCAAACGUACACACUGGGGGGCACACCCCGCCCGCGGGGCCUGGUCCGGCCACGAUGACGCCCCAAGGUUAGGUCAUUUCUCCCAGUUCUAGCCCGGCCAGGGGCGGUGAGAGGGUGGGUGAGAUCUCCAUGACACUAAGAUGUCCUCCUGCCCAAUGCAGGACAUAGAACACAAGGUCCCACAUAAAGAAAACAUGGCCAGGGAGAGGCUUAAUAACUGUCAUUUGUAAUGUAAACUGAGGAAGAGGCCUGCUCUGGGCCACCGAGAUUAACGUCCAACCCGAGUCCCAAGCCUGCAGUGCGGCAAUGGAAGCGCCCAGAGGCCGGCGCGGGAGCACCCAGAGGCCGGCGCGGGGGCGCCCAGAGGCCGGCGCGGGGGCGCCCAGAGGCCGGCCCAGAGGCCGGCGCGGGGGCGCCCAGAGGUCAGUACAAGAGUACCCGCAGGUUGGCCCGGAAGCCCCCAGAGUCCGGCACUGUUGCCUCUUUUCCUCUUUAUCACCCACAGCAAUGGCAGGCAGGCAGCAGGCACCUAAUAAAUGCUUGGGGGCGCUCACUUCUUCCUCUCAGAAAGCUCAUUCUAUACUGCAUCGGGAGCAGUUCUAGAGACACCUGGACCGAUUGCCCUCCGGCCCCGAGCCUCCUAAGAGUGGGAGUCCCUCUGCUCCUGUUCCUGCUUCCGAGAGCCAGAAAAGCCUCGAUCUGGGAGGGGAGGCGGCGACACUGAAGAGACAAAGAACACAGGAGAGCUGCCGAGGGAAGAGGGGUUAGGGACACAGACAGGCAGGGCAGGAUCCGUUCAAUGGAGAAUCUUAGGGUAACCUGACACAUCGCCCUUUCACACUCACUGUUCUCGGCUCGUCCAUGUGGAUGUCCAAAAUAAAAGGGUAAAAGAAAAUGUGAACAGGCAAAUGGGAGCCGCCCCGGCCUCCAGUCUAUAAAUCCACAGGCCCCAGCGCCCAGGCGAGCCUCCUCUCCGCCCCUUCCCCCACUCCAGAUCAGCACCUGGGCCAGGGGCCCCAGCGCACACAAUGCCUCAGCCUCCUUCCCUUCCAUCCUUAAAAUCCCUGGAUGUUCCCUGCCGCCCGCCCUCCCCGAGGACUGAAGCCUUGGUCCAGAUCUGGACUCCUUUUAUCAUGGGCUUCUCUGUCUCCCUCCACUCGGCCUCGGCGGCGGCCCCGUUUCCUCCAGCCUCUCUAGCAUGCCAGCUCUCCUUGCCUCCAGAUCCAGGCUGGCCACCAGGCCCGGACUUUCGCUCCUCUCCCGCCAACACACCCCUGUGCUCUCAGACUUCCACCGUGGCUCGCCCCGACGAUGGGUCUCUCUGGGCAGCUUUGCUCCCCCGGAAAAUGUCACAAAAAGUACUUUCCCAGGCAAGGAAUUGGAGCUUCCUCACUUUCGGCUGGGCCCUCCCUACCGUGGAGCAGUCUGGCUCCUUUCCCCUUCGGGUGUUCAGAAGUUUGAGCCCAACAUUCAAAGCCCCGCCCAAGAGCCAGGUCAUGCAAACAAUACAGACGGGGUGGGCUCAAAGGGAAGGGACCGAGAAUCUGGAAAGGCUUCUCCUAGAAAGCGGCUUUGGGGCCAAAACUCGAGAGGGCCAUAAAGACGGGGGGGGGGGGGGGGGGGCGGCCAGAGAAAAUGCUGAUGUCAGGAGAUAAUAGUGUCUCGGCAAGCAACAGCCGGGAGGCCAGUGUCACCAGAGAACACGACAAGAUGUGAGGUGUAGGAAGCUGCGGGUGCAAGGAGGGAGGCGUGCUGAGAAAGGCUUUACGCUUUUGAACAAGUGUUUGACAUGGGAUCUUGGGGUCAACAGGGAGCCACCAGAGUUUAUCGAGUAAGAGGAUGUUAUGAUCAGACUUGGGUUUCGGGACAGUCACUUUGGUGGACAAUUAAAACUGGGCGAAAGACUCCCUCCCAGAAGUGCGGUAACAGCCCAAGAGGGAGGGGUCGGAGGCUGAAUUCAGAAGUUGCAGAGGUGAAACUGAUGAUAGUUCAGAGGUGAAACUGAUAAGAGAUAGUGCUGAGGUGAAAUUGAUAAGAGCCGGUGCUGAGGUGAAAUUGAUAAGAGCCGGUGCUGAGGUGAAACUGAUAAGAUGAUACACAGGAGAAACUGAUGAAAGAUGAGAUGAAAUUGACAGGCCUUGGCGGCAAUCUGGAUGUGGAAGGGGACUAAGAGCAGUCAGGGCUACUAUAGGGGUGAACGGGAGGAGGGGAGAGAGGUUGGGGCUGAAUAAAUGGAUGCAAGGGUCUUCAGAAGAGACAAGAUGCGCACCUCAUGUUUCCAACCUUCUCUCACCCAACUCUCUUCCCCAGGCUUGACCCUCUCACUGGGCUGAUCACAGCUCUCUACUCUCGCGCCGCCAUCCGUUUCCAGAUCUGGGACUGAUGAUGCCGACAAGGAAGGCCGGUGAAAGCUGGGUACACUUGUAGCAGAGAAAACUUCUGUAAACGCUUCCUGACGAUCCAGCGUCUUCCCAAACUUGGCUCAGGUAGGUCUCUCACAGGAAGCCACAAGGCAGGACCCACACCUCCCUUAUGCCCUCAGGCAAGCCCUAUUAUUUCAUGGCCCCAUCACCUGGAUGGAAGCCACAGGCCUCUACCCUAUGUCCAGCUCCAUCCCAAGCUGGAGGUGCCCCGAGAUGUAAGCUGCGGGCAUGUGGGGCUGCUUCUAUGCUCGUAGCCCAGAGCCUGACCCGUAGCCCCCAAUGAAGAACCCCGCUGGAUUGACUAACAUCCUCUAUCACAAAGCUC